Messenger RNA from Hyla sarda, 1401 nucleotides. RefSeq names its product synaptonemal complex protein 3 (gene SYCP3). The record is from RefSeq and is a predicted model, not a curated record. Bases 170 to 880 code for a protein of 236 amino acids. NCBI's taxonomy places the organism in Eukaryota, Metazoa, Chordata, Amphibia, Anura, Hylidae. The transcript is spliced from 9 exons. Gene Ontology annotation, cellular component: synaptonemal complex. Gene Ontology annotation, biological process: meiotic cell cycle; spermatid development.
UGAAAUAAUCAUGUGAAUAUUAUACCAUUAUACCAUGAUGUUACUGUGUGAUACAUCAUUCUAUCCACUGUAGCGCUUCUCAGUGAGGAAGGUGCCGUACAGCCGCAAUCCUGAGCCGUCAUCCGUGUCCGUAAUUUUCCCGCGCUUUCCACACAAAGAUAUUGAAGCAAUGGCCCCUGGAAGGAAGUCAGUGAAAUCGACAAAGACUGUCCAAAAUGACAAAGUCCAUCCAUUUAACAUUGUCGGUGCUGAACAGAAGGCUCUUAGUGGAUCAGAUGAAGACAUUUCAGAAGAUAAGAAUUUAAUAAUUGAUAAACAUGGGAAAAAACGUCCUGUACCAGUGAUAAAUCAAGAUGAAAAUGACAUGGGUGGAGAGGUUCAGAAUAUGCUAGAGCGAUUUGGAGCGGACAUUAGCAAGGCUCUAUUAGCAAAGCGGAAGAGGUUGGAAAUGUACACAAAAGCAUCCUUAAAAACCAGUAACCAGAAGAUUGAAAAUGUUUGGAAAACACAACAAGAGCAAAGACAGAAGAUGAACAAUGAGUAUUCUCAACAAUUUCAGGAAUUAUUUCAGCAGUGGGAAGUUGAUAUGCAAAAAGCAGAAGAGCAGGAAGAAAAAGUAACUAAUAUGUUCCGUCAGCAACAGAAGCUUUUUCAACAAGCCAGAAUAGUUCAGAAUCAGAGACUGAAAACAAUAAAGCAACUCUAUGAACAGUUUUUUAAGACCAUGCAUGAACUAGAAAAAAACAAUGAAAACCUCUUAACUGAUGCUCAGAAUGAGCUCAAGAAGGAAAUGGCUAUGCUACAAAAGAAAAUUUUGAUGGACACUCAACAGCAAGAGAUGGCAAGUGUUCGAAAGUCUCUUCAGUCAAUGUUAUUCUGAUGGAUCCCUGAUGGAAUAACUUGUACCUAUGUAACAUAUAAUAUAUAAUUAUCCAUCAGAUAAUUUCAAGUCAUAAUUUAGAAAGUUAUGUUUGUUUUAUAGAACUAAAUAGGACAAUGUUAUGUAUAUGUCAAACAAAAGCACAAAUAUUUGUUAAAGGAUUCUAUGAGAAUAGAAAGUGGGAAUCUGUGUAAUUUUUUUUCUUUUCAAGGCAUGUAUUCAUGUUAACGUUUAAAAGUGUUUUAUUCUCAUGAAAACCAGUUUACUUUACAUUAGAGUAUACUUAUUAAAUAGUCUAUGCCUGUGUAUGUUUUGCAAACUAAUAACUUUAUAUUAUACAGAUCCCAAACAUGCAUUGCAUUUAACUAUUUAGUAAUGUCAAGCAGACUAUAUUAGAGUCCACUUUAGCAAAAUAAAAAUAUAAAAUAAAAAUGAGAUUUUCCUUUAUAUAUGGUAUAACAAAAUUGCUAGCCUUUUCACUAGUUGUCUAGUGUGCAGAAUUUAAAGCACAACACGAUAAU